Messenger RNA from Papaver somniferum (opium poppy), 1572 nucleotides. RefSeq names its product basic 7S globulin-like. The coding region runs from base 142 to 1452 and encodes 436 amino acids. The record is from RefSeq and is a predicted model, not a curated record. Gene Ontology annotation, biological process: proteolysis. Gene Ontology annotation, molecular function: aspartic-type endopeptidase activity. Lineage: Eukaryota; Viridiplantae; Streptophyta; Magnoliopsida; Ranunculales; Papaveraceae. The transcript has a single exon.
UGCAGUGCAGAAGAAGAUUCCAUUUGUUUAUUAACAGACUGAAUUGCGAGAGCUAAAAUGUGAUUAUAAAUCCUAUCACUGAGUGUUCAUUCACAGAUAAACUUUUUCCCUUGUCUAUCUAAAUCAUUCAGUAAUCCAUAUAUGGCUUCUUUUUUACCAAUUCAGUCAUCUUUUUUUCCAUUGUUCUUUGCUACUACUAUACUUCUUGUAUUUUGCAAUGUUUGUUUUUCAAAUGCUCAACCUACGUCUUCAUCUCGGCCCCAAGGGCUCGUCCUUCCAGUAACUAAAGAUGGUUCAGCUCUUCAAUAUCUGACUUCCAUUAUGCAAAGUACACCUCUAGUCUCUGAAAGCCUAGUUGUUGAUCUAGCAGGUGAAUACCUAUGGGUUGACUGUGAGAAUGGCUAUGUUUCCUCAUCAAACCGCACUCUCAAUUGCUUCGGAAGAGAGUGCUCCAAGCUUCAGUUGAGCUCUAGAGCAUGUCUGCACAAACCAGCACAGCCGAGGUAUAAAUCCUUUAUGGGAUGCCUUGUUUUCCCUAGCAAUAAGUUGCCAGGUGGGAAUUUCACCUCCGGUUAUCUUACUUCAGAUGUUGUAUCCACACAGUCAUGUAUAAAUGGUUCUACCACAGGUCCAUAUGUAACGGCUCGUAAGUUUUCAUUUGGCUGUGGAUCAACUUCUCUGCUAAAGGGACUCGCCAAUGGUGUUAAAGGAAUGGCUGGUUUUGGACCUUUUGGAGUUUCAGUACCUUCUCAGCUUUCAUCGGCCUUUCGUAUCCCAAGAGUAUUUGCAAUGUGCUUACCAUCGUCAACAUCAUCCAAAGGCGUCAUAUUUAUUGGCGGGGGACCUUACAAAAUGCAACCAGGAAUUGAUCUAUCAACUUCAUUUACCUACACUCCAUUCUAUACCAAUGCUACUGCUUAUUAUUCAUCUGAGUAUCACAUUCGGGUAAAAUCAAUCACUGUCUGCGGCAAGAAAGUUCCGGUUGAUGGUGAUUCUUUGGACAAUGGGUUCAUUAAAUCAGCAAAUAUUAACACCAUGAUUCCCUACACUGUUUUGCGCACAUCAAUUUAUAAUGCGUUCUCCAGCAUCUUUAUCGAGAAAGCUAAAUCUUUGAAUAUUACGAGGAUGGCUUCGGUUGCACCUUUCGGUGUUUGUUUUGAUUCAAAGAACAUGAUAAGUACACGGCUGGGAGCUCUUGUGCCGGAGAUCAAUCUUGUCUUGCAUACCGACAGAGUAGUUUGGAGGAUAUUCGGAUCAAAUUCUAUGGUGCAGGUUAGUGACAAAGUAUCGUGUUUGGGAUUUGUUGAUGGAGGUAAUGAGGCAUGCCUUGUUAUUGGUGGGAAUCAGUUGGAAGACAAUCUAUUGGAGUUUAAUCUUGCUAAAAUGAGGUUAGGGUUUACUACAACACUCGGUAGACAAACAACUUGUUCUAACUUCAAUUUCAAAAUAUAAGGUGUAACACUAGAGUAGUAGUUGUUACUUGCUAGUUCCAAUUGAUAAUUAAGGUGUCAUGCUUGAGUAGUAGUUGCUAGUUGCUAUUGAUACUCAUCACUUUUUUUUAACGGCCUUAAA